Penicillium lagena is the source of this 1326-nucleotide messenger RNA. Its product is annotated as WD40 repeat domain-containing protein. Gene Ontology annotation, molecular function: protein binding. The transcript has 2 exons. NCBI's taxonomy places the organism in Eukaryota, Fungi, Ascomycota, Eurotiomycetes, Eurotiales, Aspergillaceae. The record is from RefSeq and is a predicted model, not a curated record. Bases 1 to 1326 code for a protein of 441 amino acids.
AUGGAUGAAAGAUCUACGCUGGGACUUCAGUCUACAGCCACACCAAUCUACAUCCUACGUGGACACACAGCCCCAAUCCACGCUCUACACAUCUUCAACCGCAAUCUCCGCCUGGUAUCUGGAGACGCCGAUGGCUGGAUCGUGAUCUGGGACCUCGUCAUCAAACGACCUGUGGCCGUAUGGAAGGCUCAUUCUGGUGCUGUGCUCGAAGCCAAGGGAUUCACUCGUGGUGGAACUGUCACAGAGAUCUAUACACAUGGCCGAGACCACAAGCUAUGUGUGUGGAAGGUCAGUGCAGAGGAUGAGUCGUUUCUUGACAAGACUCUCCCGGUCGAUAGAGCUGAUUCCGCAGAGUCGGAGGAAACUCAGCGCCAGCCGUGGCUACUGCACUCUCUGCCUGUGAACGCGCUGAAUUUCUGUGCUUUUGACAUGACAUUCCUGCACACAGACUGCAGUCCAGAAGAGAAGACUGGCAGCGAUAAUAAACGCGCCGCUCUCUUCGCAGUCCCUAACGCUCUUGACUCCGGUGGAGUCGAUAUUUUCCACCUUCCUUCCGAACGCCGUCUCAGCACCAUCCGCUCAGACCCGUCAACCAAGACAGGGAUGGUGAUGGCUGUUAAUCUUUUUGUUUCUCCAUCUGGAGACCUUUAUCUUGCAUCUGCCUACGAAGACGGACAUGUCAUGGCAUUUCUCCAUCGCGGACCACUCAAGUCCAUCAUCAAUCUGGAAUUCAACGCAAGCAGCAACGCCUGGAAAUGGGAGAAGAUAUACGCAAGUCGUCCGCACUCACAACCUGUCCUCUCUAUCGACUCAUCUCCCUCUCAAGUCUAUUUCCUGUCUUCUUCCGCCGAUGCAUUGAUCGUUAAACAUCCGCUCCUCAAUUCUGAGCCUGGCGGGUAUAUACCCACACCCAGAUAUGUUCAGGAAUCGCCGCUGAAGAUCAUCAACACGAAGCAUUCUGGGCAGCAGGGUCUGCGCAUUCGGUCUGAUGGGAAGGUCUUUGCGACGGCUGGGUGGGAUAGUAGGGUUCGAGUUUACUCUGGGAAGACGUUAAAGGAGCUCGCUGUGCUGAAGUGGCAUAAGGACGGGUGUUAUGCGGUGGCGUUCGGGAACACUGAUAAUAUCACACAAUCUUCGGCACAUGAAGCGUCUGGAAAAAUUGCAGAAGAUGUCGGCACCGGUUCAGAAUAUGCAGAAAUGGCUGGCGAGAGAUCGGAACGCUCGCUGGCAACUGUGCAGAACCAACGGAAUAUGAAAGUGCAGCAGACACACUGGCUAGCGGCUGGAUCUAAGGAUGGAAAGAUUUCAUUAUGGGAUAUCUACUGA